This is a messenger RNA of Emiliania huxleyi CCMP1516, 2070 nucleotides long. RefSeq lists its product as hypothetical. Bases 1 to 1920 code for a protein of 639 amino acids. Gene Ontology annotation, molecular function: hydrolase activity, hydrolyzing O-glycosyl compounds. The transcript has 10 exons. The record is from RefSeq and is a predicted model, not a curated record. NCBI's taxonomy places the organism in Eukaryota, Haptophyta, Isochrysidales, Noelaerhabdaceae. Gene Ontology annotation, biological process: carbohydrate metabolic process.
AUGCUCCUCCUUUGCUUCCCGCUCGCGCUCGUCUCUCUCUCCGCUCCGCGCGACGAAGCGUUCACGCUACCGGCCGAGUGGGCGGGCUCCCUCCUCUUCCUCGACUUUGAGGGCUCCUUCCGCAAGACGACGGCGCACGACUGCGGCUACACGCCCUUCCGCGUGCGACUAGACAACGCAACCUCGCUCCGCCGCCGCCUCGGGAGCGGGGACAGCGCACACACGAUCGCUGUCUUUGUGGACCCGGACAACGGCGACGAGGGCGCACGCUCGCACGGCAGCGGAUGGUGGUACGAGGGCGGCGGCCUCUACCGCUCCGUCGCCCUGCUGCGGGUGCCGCCGCUGCACAUCGAGAGGGACGGCCUCUUCGCCUACUCCAACCUCAGCUGGCGCGCGAGCGGGGGCAUGGAGGAGGAGGGGGAGCAGGAGGGGGAGCAGCCUUCGGGCGGCGUGCUGCACGCGUCGGCGGCCGUCGCCAACGCCGGGUCCUCCGCACAGACGAUCUGUGUCGCCUUCUCCCUCUCCCCGCCCGGCGGUGGGCGUCUCCUCGCCGCCGCGUCGACGGCGGCGGUGUCGGUCCCCCCGGGCGGGCGGGCGACGGUCUCCCUCGCCCUGUCUGUCGCCGAGCCGGAGGUGUGGAGCGCGGCCUCGCCGCACCUGUACACGGUGCACGCCGCCGUGAUGCAAUCCGGCUGCGCCUCCUCCUCCUCCUUCUCCGCCUCCUCCUCCUCCUCCUCCUCCGCCUCCUCCUCCGCCUCCUCCGCCGCCUCCUCCUCCUCCUCCUCCGCCUCCGCCUCCUCCUCCUCCUCCGCCGCCGCUGCCGCCUCGUCGUCGGACGGCGUCGUCGACGCCGUCAGCACGACGCACGGCUUCCGCUCGCUCCGGUAUGACGCCGACGCGGGCUUCUUCCUCAACCAGAGGCAUUUCAAGGUGCGUGGCUUCUGCGACCACAACUCGUUUGCGGUCGUCGGGAUGGCGGUGCCUCCGCGCGUCGACCUCUUCCGCGCGCAGGCGCUGCGCGUCGUCGUGAUGGACGAGAACCGCCUCUUCGCAAACUCGUCCAAGUACGUCGCCAACAUGGGCGCGCUCGUGCGGCGGGACCGCAACCACCCGAGCGUGGUGAUCUGGUCCUUUUGCAAUGAGGCCGGCUGCGAGGGCUGGCGUGAGAGGGGCGGGCCUCGCUUCCAGGAGGUCGCGCACCGGCUGGACGGCUCGCGGCCGACGCUCGCAAACAUGUUCACCUUCGACGACCUUCUCAGCCACACGGUGGACGUGCAGGGCUUCUCGCACCAGUCGCGGCAGAAGCUCGACGCGUGCCACGCGAGGCUGCCCGACAAGCCCAUCUACAUGAGCGAGUGCUGCUCGUGCGAGACGCUGCGCGACAACCCUCACACCGCCUGCACGCAAAAGAGCUUCAACGCGCGCUGUGCCGAGUCCAACACUGCCACCAACGCCUCGGACGGCGCCGCGUACGCCGUCGGCGACAUGGCGUGCGGCACAAUGGUGUGGACGCUGUUUGACUACUACGGCGAGCCGCCAGUCGGGGGCUUCGAGGUCUCCUCCUCGUACGGCCAGCGGCGGCGAGCUGGCACGCACAACGGCGACGUGCACUCCCACCUGCCCAACGACAGCCCGACCUACCCCGCCUACCACGGCCUCGUGCGCGCGGUCGUGCGCGUCACCUCCGCCGCCGGCCGAACCGCCGCCGAGCGCGCCCUCCUCGCCAAGAUCGACGUGCGUGGCCCGCUGGCGGCGGCGGCCCGCGCAGCAGCAGACACCACGGCCACGCCCAUCGUUGUGGAGGCGAGCUCGCCCGGCUUCGCGCCCGCGCGCGUGACCAUCCCGACCUCGACCGACCUGGCCGCCGACGGCGUGAUGGCGGUCGCGGCCGCGGGGGCUGGGAAGUCCGUUCGGAUCUAGUCGCGGCCCGCGGACAAACGGGCGGUUGUGCGGUUCGCCGCCUUAUCAAGGCCGACAAUGCCACCGUGAUGCUGGCAAUCUCCUCGCAUUGGCUCAGAGAGAGGUUGUGUUUUCUGUUUGCGAUAUUGCGUGAUAGCGUGCAACUCCCCU